AUGGCUUCCAAUAUUCAGGAACCUCCGGCUAAGGGCCCAAACAAACCAAACCAGUUUCUGACCCCAAGGGGUGAGAAGCGUAAUGCUGAUGGAACAAUCAAAGAUCAGAUUGGCCAGGUGCCUCGCUUGGAUCUAGCUACCGAGAACACUCCCUUACCAUCAAAUGUCCAUGUACCUCCUUCUGAAGGCCAAGACAGAGACAUGAGUGAGUUCUCAGGGGGCUAUGACACUGAGGGAGAAUUUGGUGCAGAUGAGAGGGAAGAUGACGGAGAGGAUGAUGAGGAAGACGAAUCUGACCGUGAAGAUGAAGAGAAAGAACAAGAAACCGAAGGUAAAAAGAAUGGAAAAAGACCAGACCGAGAUUUUGGUCCCGGCAAUGGCAAUGGCAACGGUACUGGUAAUGGAAAUGGUGGAGAUACUGGCGAUGAUGGUUACGAGGGCGACACCGAUGACAGUGGAGCAUCUACUGACUGCAACUUUGGUGAUGAUGACUCUGAUGGAGGUCCAGUCUUUGAACCAAAUCAUGAUGGAGAAGUUCCCAAUUUAGACAGUGUUGAUCCUAGGACUUUUGGUGAGAUUGUUUUUGAUACCAUUGAAAGUCAUAUGCAAACCCGAAUUUGGAUCCCAGAUGAGGAGUCCAUUGCAAUGAUUGAGAAUGAGACUGAAGGUCACAGUCUCUUUCAGAACAACGCCUUUCAGAUUCCAGGAGAAGGCAGUAGUUCGGCUGAAAGCGUGCACUACUAUGACCUUGACGAUCUCUAUUAUGCGGAAUCAGUCGAGGAAACCAGUGGAGAGAGCGAUGAAGACAAUGAAGACUAUGAGUCUGACAUUGAACUUGAAGCCCAAGUAAAUGAAACCAGAAACGAGGAUUACGAAGAAUUAGCAACCUCUGCUUCUGCUUCUGCUUCUGCUAAUGAUACCCAAUCCCAUGAUGACACUGAAGAUGAGGAUGAGAUAGAAUAUGACGAUGAUACCACAUACCCAUACCCCAUUGCCACCGAGGACAUGAAUAUCUGGUACACUGAUCCAAUUCUUGCAAAUGUCAUUGGUCAUGAAGCUUUCAACAGACUCUUCCCCGGUCGCAAUGCUAUCAACACUCCGCAGACUACAACCGGGAAUACUCGGCCUUCUACCAUCAAUAGAGCAAGAAUCUGGGAAGAUGAACCGGAGCCAGAGGAUUUACCAGAGGAUAUACCAGAACAUUCAAUCUCUCCUAUCAUCAUUGACAACCUCGACACCCCCAGUACUAGCCCAGUACCUGAGGAGGAAAACAAGGAGAAUAAAUACCCUGAAAACGAUACCCUCGGCAUGGAGAGCGAGGUUGAAAAUGGUAUUUUGGAAGAAGCUGCUCCCGGGCCAUCUUCUUCUAACAAUCCCCAGCCAUGGGUCAACCGCUAUAGCCCAGUACGAAACCAAGAACGUCAGCCAAUGUUCUUAGGUGCUGCUCUCCGCCCUGUUCCGUCUCUUGCUGGGCGAGUCCCAGUGCAGAAUGUCAACCCAAACGGCCCAAGAACCCGAGUCCAUGAAUGGUUCGGAGGAGUGGGCGCAAACAUACGAGAUGUGCCAGAAUAA
This is a messenger RNA of Nannizzia gypsea CBS 118893, 1572 nucleotides long. RefSeq lists its product as hypothetical. The record is from RefSeq and is a predicted model, not a curated record. The transcript is spliced from 3 exons. Bases 1 to 1572 code for a protein of 523 amino acids. NCBI's taxonomy places the organism in Eukaryota, Fungi, Ascomycota, Eurotiomycetes, Onygenales, Arthrodermataceae.